Nymphaea colorata (pocket water lily) is the source of this 630-nucleotide messenger RNA. RefSeq names its product zinc finger BED domain-containing protein RICESLEEPER 2-like. The coding region runs from base 1 to 630 and encodes 209 amino acids. NCBI's taxonomy places the organism in Eukaryota, Viridiplantae, Streptophyta, Magnoliopsida, Nymphaeales, Nymphaeaceae. The record is from RefSeq and is a predicted model, not a curated record. Gene Ontology annotation, molecular function: protein dimerization activity. The transcript is spliced from 3 exons.
AUGAAAAUAAUUGAGUUUUACUAUAGGCAAUUUUAUAAAGAUGAAGCAUAUGUACUUGUUUCUGCAAUUAAGAAUUAUCUUUGUGAUCUUUAUGAUGAAUAUAAAGCUACUUAUGCAUUCAAGACAUUCUCUGCUGGUACUGGUUACAUUGUUGAUGUUGAGAAGGAUAAUGAAGCAUCUACUUCGACUUCUUUGAUUGAGGUUUCUUUCAAUAAGAAGCCUAGAACAAGUGCAUUAGAUGACUUUCUUAAAGAAUCAUCACAAAGCCAACAUAGAAAAUCAGAUUUGGAAUUGUAUUUGGAAGAGCUCAUUUACCCAAAAAACAAUCCAAUUGACAUUUUGACUUUGUGGAAAGUCAAUGCACCUAAAUACCCUGUGUUAUCUAGAAUGGUAUGUGAUAUUUUGGCUCUUCCUAUAUCAACUGUUGCAUCAGAGUCAACAUUUAGUACAGGUGGACGUAUUCUUGAUUUAUACAGAAGUAGAUUAGGUUGCAAGACCGUGGAGGCUUUGAUUUGUGCACAAGCUUGGUUGCGAGAUAAGGCUGAAGAUGAUUUCGAUUUGCCUACACCUUUACCUGAAGAGGAAGCACCAUUUGCAUCUGCAUACAUUGAAACUGAAUCGUUAAUUUGA